AUUAAUAAUAAUAUUUCGUUAGUUUACCAUACUUACAUAUAUGUAUUGUACUUAUAUCUAAAACAUUUUUAUAUACUUUCCUAUUUACAUACGUGUGUCUUAAGUUUGUACCAGUCGAAAAGUAAAUGCUAGGAAAUUGGGUUUUGGUUUAAUGUAUGGUGAUUAUUUUUGUACAAUAUAUUCAGUUACUCAUAUUGGCAUAGACACAUGCAUAUAUACAUACAUACAUAUGUAUUAGUGUGUAACAUAAACUAUAUUUUCAAUCCGUUUCUAAUUAUCGGCUUAUAUAAUAAAUGCAUACAUUACAUUCGAAUAAACCUCAAUAUGAGCGCGGAAAAAUUUGCUUUGAUUGAAAAUUUAGUGAAAAUAUCUCCUAAUUUGUUCAUACACGCAUUCACUAUUUACUCGUAUAAUUUUGAAAUGGUGAGCUUGGAAUUCAUAAUCGUGUCAUGAUUUGUCCGCAAACAGCAUCAUAAAUAACUCAAUUAACAACACCAGCUCCUAAGCAAGAAUAAAAUAAAAAUUUCAAAAUCCUUCGAUAAAUACGUACAUUCAAUCAAAGCCUAAAUUGCUGGCCACGAAGUAAUUGAACCGCCAUCCAAUUACUUCAUUACCACAAUUAUGACUCGCUUGUGAAUAAGACUACUAAUUUGGUUGGCGGAAAUGUUAUGAAGAAUUACGAACUUUUAAGUAUGGAUAAAUAAUAGUAAUUUUUGAUAUUAUCUUGCUCACUUAUAUAAAUGAACUUUUAAUAAUAUAAUAAAAUAAAAUAUUUUCUGAAAUUGCAAUGUUUUAUAUCAAUUCUGGACUUUUAUGUAUUUUUUUUUUUGUUACUUUUUAAACACUAACGUUUUCUACAUUAACGACAUUAAAUACAAUACGUACAAGAAAACAUACUUAGUUGCACGCGUUGAAGGAAAAACUUUGAAAGUUUUAUAGAACUUCAUUGACGAACAUAAAAUGGACGUAAAGUGAAACUGUUGGUGCCGAUGAAUGGUUACUCAUACAUACUAUAUAUUUGGUUAAAAUUUAGUGCAUUUGUUUCCAUUUAUAUAUUUUUAUUUUAUUUUUGAAUCUCACUAAAAAUAUACUUCUUUUAUUUAACGGGUUGUUGCUAAAUAUAGAAACGCUUUAACUUUUCUCUCAGUGUAAUGUAACGUCCAACACACUGAAUCUAAUACCAGUUAUGGGAGUGUACUCGUAUUUACGUUUAUUAGCUGGGUAUGGCUUUUUGUUGCAGCAAACAAGGCGUCUAGCGUCUAGCGUCUAGCGCAUUUAUUUCCUACAUCUAAACAAAAUAAAAAAAUCAUAAAUAUAUAAAUAAAAUAUAAAAAAAAAAAAUAAAACAAAAAAGUAACACUGGAAAACAAAAGAAAAAAAAACAAAAAAAAAAAUAAUAUUGUAUGUCUUCUCUCUCUGUGUGUGUGUAAUUUGCUGAUGGUGAUGUAACGGUGAUGUAACGGUAAUGUUAUAUAUAACACAUCUGAGCUGUGUGCCUGUGUUGGGAACACCAUUUGGACCAUUUUCGCCUUUUGGAACACCAACACCAUUACUAGCGUCGACUCAUUCACAUUCACGUUCCCCACAUCAUCCGCGUAGCCCGUUGUCGCAUCAUCAUCCCCAACAUCCAGGGACGCAAGCAGCUUUUUUCCCACCUCCAUUUCUAUACUGGUCAUAUCCUAGCCCGCCAGUAUCACCGACUGCAUAUUACGGUCAACCACCGACGCAUACCACAACAACAUUGGCUGGAAACCUUACAGCCACGCCACAUCAAGCUAUGUACUCUCUAGACUUUUUGCCAGCGGUGCCGCCAUCAGCCAUUAGUCCGCCAAGCGUAGCAAUACCCUCGCCAAGUUCUUAUAUUCCACCUAAGCAAUAUUCAGCUCAACCGGCGCCAGUUGUUUCUAAUCCGGUUAGUGCGGCUACAGGUGGUAGUGGGACAGGCCGAAGUGGUGCUAGUGGUUUGUCGCCAUACCAUAACAAAAUGUCCCUGUCACUGCCAGUGUCUCAACAACCGACCACAAAUAUAUACCACUAUAACGGUCCAACAACAGUGAGUGGCUCUGCACAGCCGGCUUUACUAUCCUUGCCCCCUACAGCCGCGAAUGGAUCUAUUCAAUUAGCCCGAUCGCCGAUAUUGGGUGCUCCAACCGCGAUUGCGACGGGCUUAACUGUACCUAAAACAACACCGCUCACUGUUGAUACAAACCAACAUGAAACACGAGUAACUGUCUCAAAAACGACACCAUCAGCUAACAAACCAACUAAUAAAAUUCCUUUUAGUCGAGAUGUAAGCGCUGGUAAAGUGGGAGUGGUGCCUAACUCUUGUAUGGAGCUUUAUAUUGCUUAGAACUUUAUUGCACAUACAAGUCUACAUAUGUAUAUGGUUAUACGCGAAAAGAGAAUUUAUACAUUUGUAUAUGUAUGUGUGUAUGUGCUGUUGAAGAAAGGAGAUUUACUAAGCAUAAGCAAAAGAACAUAUUUAUUAUUAUUAUUUUAAUCACUAGAAAAUUGAUAAUUCUUGCCAAUUUAUCUAAAUUUAUAAUUACAAGAAAAAUGUACAAAUAACAGAGAGCAGGUGCAACUCGCCACAAAACCAAGCUUCCGUUAAUUGCCUUUUCCCAAAGCACCAAUUAGACUUAUCAUUUAUAAGUUUGCAAGUAUGUGUGAGCUUUUGCAACUUAAAUGCUGAUUGAAUCAAUCACAUUUAAAGAAAUCUCGAAUUUUAGUAAAAUUAGACUUACAUAAAUAUGAUAUAAUAAAAUUUAUGUUUAUCACACCAAAUUACUUACGAUUUUAAACCAGCUUUAAGCACAUAUUGAUCUUACGUUCGAUGUAUUAGAUGAAAUACUGAAACAAAUAUGCCUCUAAUUCAUGUCCUAAAGGCAAUGCGGUAGUUGUAAUUCUUUAGAAUGUAAGUACCCGGUUUAAAUGAGAGAAGUAUUGGG
Ceratitis capitata (Mediterranean fruit fly) is the source of this 2948-nucleotide messenger RNA. Its product is annotated as leucine-rich repeat extensin-like protein 2. Bases 1466 to 2350 code for a protein of 294 amino acids. The transcript has 3 exons. NCBI's taxonomy places the organism in Eukaryota, Metazoa, Arthropoda, Insecta, Diptera, Tephritidae. The record is from RefSeq and is a predicted model, not a curated record.